Messenger RNA from Neoarthrinium moseri, 2349 nucleotides. RefSeq lists its product as uncharacterized. Bases 1 to 2349 code for a protein of 782 amino acids. Gene Ontology annotation, cellular component: Noc2p-Noc3p complex; Noc1p-Noc2p complex; nucleoplasm. Gene Ontology annotation, biological process: ribosomal large subunit biogenesis. The transcript has a single exon. The record is from RefSeq and is a predicted model, not a curated record. Lineage: Eukaryota; Fungi; Ascomycota; Sordariomycetes; Amphisphaeriales; Apiosporaceae.
AUGGCUGGCGCAAAGAAGAACUUCAAGGCGACCAAGAAGUUCGAGUCCAAGCACCUCAAGGGUGUCCUGGACCAGAGGAAAGCCGCCGCCAAGGUCAAGCAGCGCCACCAGGUCAAGGCCAAGAAGCAGGGCAAGAAGUCCCAGGAUGCCGAGUUCUACAAGGGCGGCGACGAUGACGACGCCUCCGCGAAGCCCAAGCCCAAGGGCAAGACGGCCAAUGUCGGCGAGAUGAGCGUCGACGACUUUUUCGGCGGUGGCUUCGAGAUCAUCGACCAGAAGCAGCCCGGCAACAAGGCCUCCAAGAAGCUCGGCAAGCGGAAACGAGACGCCCCCGCCGCCGACGAUGGUGACGACGACGAUGAUGAGGGUGGCGACCUGGGCCUCUCCUCGGGCGACGAUGACACCGCCGCACCUGUGGCCAGCGACAGCGAGGAAUCCGGCAACGAGGACGACGAGGAUGUUGGCAUGAGCAAGGAGGCCAUGGACGCCUUGGCAAAGGACGAUCCCGAGUUCUACAAGUUCUUGCAGGAGAACGAUCCCGAGGCCCUCGAGUUCGACGACGCAGAUCUUGCCGAGGUCGACGAACUGAGCGCCAGCGAGGACGAGCAGCCAAAGAAGAAGAGGAAGAAGGACCAGAAGGCCGCUGCCAAGGCCGACUCGGACGACGAGGCCGACGAAAGCAGUAACGAGCUGACACAGGCCAUGGUCGCCCGGUGGAAGGCGGCGCUGACCGAGAAGCACUCGCUGAAAGCCGCCCGACAGGUUGUCCUGGCUUUCCGCUCGGCUGCGCACCUGAACGAGGAGGAUGAGGAGGGUAUGAGGGCCCAGCGAUACUCGAUAUCCAGUCCCGAGGUCUUCCAUGACAUCCUGAUUGUCGCACUCAAGCAGAUCCCCGAGGUGCUGCAACAUCAUGUGCCCAUUAAGGAGUCCGCCUCUGGCAAAGUACAGGUCCCGACAGACUCCAAGAAGUUCAAGGUCUUGUCCAUGCUUCUCAAGUCGUUUGUAUCGGCCAUCCUGCACCUCCUCGACACCCUGUCCGACGACGGCACCCUGAAGCUCACGUUGUCGGCCAUCACGCCUCUGAUCCCCUACCUCUUGAGCUUCAGGAAGCUGCUGAAGAACCUGAUCAAGACCGUGGUCAGCUACUGGAGCAAAUCCACCUGUAGCGACUCGACAAGAAUCACUGCCUUCUUGGUGCUGCGAAGGCUUGUUGUGGUUGGCGACAAGGGCGUCCGGGAGGCCGUCCUCAAAGCGACCUACCAGGGCUUGAUUGCAGGAUCGCGUGUCACCAACCCCAACACCGUCCAGGGCAUCAACUUGAUGAAGAACUCGGCAGCUGAGCUGUGGGGCAUUGACCAGAACAUCGGCUACACGACUGCUUUCAGUUUCAUCAGACAACUGGCCAUCCACCUGCGCAACAGCAUCGUACAUAACCAGAACGAUUCGUACAGAAAUGUCUACAACUGGCAGUAUGUUCACUCUCUGGAUUUCUGGUCCUGUGUGCUCGCAGAGCACUGCAGCCCCUUGAAGGAGGCCGAGGCUGGCAAGGAAUCGCAGCUCAAGCUCCUGGUCUAUCCCCUGGUGCAGGUGACUCUCGGAGCCAUGCGCCUCAUUCCUACAGCCAUCUACUUCCCUCUCCGAUUCCACAUGAUUCGAUCUCUGCUGCGAAUUUCCAGAGCCACCGGAACGUACAUUCCCCUGGCCUCUGCACUUCUUGAAGUCCUCAACUCGGCCGAGAUGAGGAAGUCGCCAAAGGCCGCUACGCUGAAGCCCCUGGAUUUCCACGUCAACUACAAAGCUCCGAAGGCUUAUCUACGGACGCGCAUAUUCCAGGAUGGCGUUGGUGAUCAAGUCGUAGAUCUUUUCUCAGAGUACUUCGUACUUUGGUCGACCAACAUCGCCUUCCCUGAAUUCGCGUUACCCGUCGUCAUCAUGUUGAAGCGCUGGCUCAAGCAAUCGCGCAGGAAGACUGGCGGUAACAACAACAAUAAACUUCGAUCCGGAUUGGUGCUGCUGGUGCAGAAGCUCGAGGCCAACGCAAAGUUCAUCGAGGGCAAGCGAGCAAAGGUCGAUUUUGCCCCCAAGGACCGCGCACAAGUGGAUGCCUUCCUGAAGGACUUUGAGUGGGAGAAGACCCCUGUUGGUGCUUACGUGGUUGCCCAGCGUAGGGCCGGUGCUGAAAAGGCAAAGAUGCUUGAGCAGGCCCGAAAAGAAGACGACCGCAAGAGGAAAGAAGAGGAGAAGGAGGCCUUAGAGCUCAAUGGUGCCGAUGAGGACGAUGACGAUGAGGAUGAGGAGGAUGCCGAUUCGAUGGACGAGGACGACGAGUCUUCUGAGGAUGACGAAUAG